This is a messenger RNA of Rhododendron vialii, 2376 nucleotides long. RefSeq names its product rust resistance kinase Lr10-like. Gene Ontology annotation, molecular function: ATP binding; polysaccharide binding; protein kinase activity. The record is from RefSeq and is a predicted model, not a curated record. The transcript has 5 exons. Lineage: Eukaryota; Viridiplantae; Streptophyta; Magnoliopsida; Ericales; Ericaceae. Gene Ontology annotation, biological process: protein phosphorylation. The coding region runs from base 98 to 2149 and encodes 683 amino acids.
CUCUCUUCACUUCAGCUUCGAAACUAAAUUUUUUGUCAUCCAACAAAAGCAGAACUAGUACUAACUCUCUCUCUCUCUCUCUCUCUCCUUUGAGGGAAUGGCCCUCGCGCCGGCGGGUAACAAACCCCCUCUUCUUCUUCUCCUCAUCCUGUUUUCAGUAUUCUGCGACGGAAAUCAACACCAGCAAUUUAUUAAUUCCUGCGGAGACAUCCACAACAUCUCCUUCCCUUUCCAAUUACAAGGCGACCCAUCCAACACCUGUAACGACAACUUCUACACUCUUUCCUGCGAUGAAAACAAUCGCACAGUCCUUCAUCUCUUAUCCGGAAAAUACUACUACGUCCAAUCAAUCGAUUACACCGACCAAUCAAUCCGUCUAGUCGACAUAGGAAUCCAAACCAACAAUAUUUGCUCCUCUUUCCCUCUCUCUUCUUUCAACCUUAGCGAUUUCGGCCCUGUGGUGCUUUUCACUUAUUCGUAUCGGAGCUCGGUCUUGUUCCUCAGUUGUGAAAAACCAGUCCAAUCUCCUACUUAUAUAAACAGGACUCGUUAUUGUAAUACCAGAGACGAUUCGGGAAAUGGGUAUAAUUCGUAUGUCGUGGCGGCCGGAGAUGAUUUUAGGGUUUGGGAUAUUGCCGAUUCGUGCCUUUUGAAGGUGUCGUACAUUUCUACGUCGCGGUUGAUCAGAGAAAGGGGAUGGAAUUUGUCGUGGUUGGAUUUCAAUAAGGAGUUGGGGUAUGGGUUUGUGGCUUCAUUCGGAUACUACGGAGGAUACUACCGAGGAUGCAAUAGAUGCAAGGAAAGGGCUUACUGCUUCGGAGAUUCUGUGAAUGUCACUGCCGUUUGCCGCGAUGCUUGCAGCCACGUAUACAGAAGCAGCUUGUGGACAGGCAACUUGUGGACAGAUAUUGUCUAUGCUGGACUCUAUCUGGUGUAUUUUAUCGUGCCGCCAGUGCCGCCAUUUUGGUAUGGACCGUCGGGGCCCUGGUUCGUACUGCACGUAAUCACAAGCACGGUCUUUGCGGUCUUUGCAGCAAGGCUUCUAUGUGUACCAUGUGUUGUUUGGUUUUUAGUCCUUAAGUUCAGAAGAAGACAUUUAUCCACAUUUGAUAGCAUAGAAGGUUUCUUACGAAGUCAAAAUAACCUCGCGCCCAUAAGGUACUCCUACUCAGACAUCAAGAGGAUGACCAAUGGGUUUAGGGACAAGUUGGGGGAAGGAGGCUAUGGAACUGUAUACAAAGGAAAGCUUCGAAGCGGCCCUCCUGUAGCAGUUAAAAUGUUAAGCAAGCCCAAAGCUAAUGGACAAGAAUUCAUCAACGAAGUUGCUACCAUUGGAAGGAUUCAUCAUGUCAAUGUUGUUCAGCUAAUUGGAUAUUGCGCCGAGAGGUCUAAGCGUGCUCUUGUGUAUGAUUUCAUGCCUAAUGGGUCUCUUGAGAAGUACAUCUCUUCUCCAGAUGCCAAAUUGUCCUUGAGUUGUAAGCAAAUGUACGAGAUUUCUCUAGGCGUGGCUCGAGGCGUUGGAUAUUUGCAUCAAGGUUGUGACAUUCAAAUCUUGCAUUUUGAUAUAAAGCCUCAUAACAUUCUCCUUGAUGAGAAUUUCACACCAAAAGUUUCUGAUUUUGGGCUUGCAAAAUUGUAUCCGACAGAUGAGAGCACUAUAACAAUGACUGCAGCUAGAGGAACCUUGGGUUACAUGGCUCCUGAGUUGUUCUACAAAAAUAUUGGGGGCAUCUCCUAUAAAGCUGACAUUUAUAGUUUCGGAAUGUUGUUGAUGGAACUAGCAGGCAGGAGAAGAAAUUGGAAUUCAUCAGCUAAUUCAAGCCAAGUUUUCUUCCCUUCAUGGGUUUAUGAUCAAUUCGUGGAAGGAAAGAACCUACAAAUUGGAGAGACAACCGAGGAGGAGAGCGAAAUGGUAAAGAAGAUGAUGCUAGUUGCUUUAUGGUGUAUACAAAUGAGGCCUAGUGACCGUCCUUCUAUGAACAAAGUUGUUGAGAUGCUUGAAGGAAAUCUCGAAUUGCUUCACACGCCUUCGAAGCCUUUUUUGUAUUCGCAGGCUAUGCCGGCUGCGAAUAAUGGAAUGAACAUAAUGUUGCCCAAUCUGUCUGGUGCUUGUUCGGAUGCUAUGACUAGUGAGAUAACUGGGCGCUAACUCUCAAGACUAAAUAUCCUAGUUUGAGGGUUUAUGCUGAUUCUAUAUGAUUUUGAUUGAUGGUUUUAAAAGACAAGACUAUCAGUUUAAUGUCAUGUGCUAUUCUGGGUGUGUUAGCAUUUGUAGGCGACUGCUUAAGCAAGCCUUGUACCUUGGUUAUGAAUCAAACAAGGGGAACAAUUACAUUGUCUAUGUUAAAGUUAUAUCAUUGUUUUUACUGGGAUCAA